Messenger RNA from Oreochromis niloticus (Nile tilapia), 7577 nucleotides. RefSeq names its product zinc finger and BTB domain containing 38 (gene zbtb38). The coding region runs from base 3570 to 7226 and encodes 1218 amino acids. Gene Ontology annotation, cellular component: nucleus. Gene Ontology annotation, biological process: regulation of transcription by RNA polymerase II. The record is from RefSeq and is a predicted model, not a curated record. Lineage: Eukaryota; Metazoa; Chordata; Actinopteri; Cichliformes; Cichlidae. The transcript has 2 exons. Gene Ontology annotation, molecular function: protein binding; DNA-binding transcription factor activity, RNA polymerase II-specific.
AGUACGAGUGCUUGUUGCGGCAGCAACAUGAGUUGUCCAAGGGAUGAAUGUCUUUGUAUGCUAAAGAGUGUGAAUGCUUUGAGAAUGAGAAUGAGGCCUACUCAGCCUUCUGCUGCAGUCUUUUCCUCUCAGCCUUUUCCCCGAAGAGCGUCCCUGCAGGCCGCAGCUGAGCUCACUGAGCAUCAGAGGCGAAGAGGCCUGUUAACUUUGUUUUUAAACACAUCCUAGCUGUAAUGUCAGGGUUAUGUUUACAAAAUACCAAUAUGAGCACAGAACUUCCAGUUAGGACAGUUAUUUUCUUAUCAUUUGCAGGCCUCUUUAAGCUUUAGCUUGAGGCCUAACCUCGUAAAUCCCAAAGCAAUUGUGCCAAGCAAUAAAAAAAAGUCAGCCUAGAUACCCUUAUUAGGUGAACAGCACACUAUGUUCAUACAGAUGAGUUAUUAUUUAGGUUAAAACAAUAAGAAGACCACAAAAUGGGCUAAAUCUCAUAAAUAAGAAAUGAUUCGUUUUUCCAGCAUCAGAAUCUGCUGUCAGGUUUUACGCAGGAGAAAACCUGAAAUUAGAUACAAACUACUAAAAUAUACUGAAACCAGGGUUUUAAUUUGACUUCUAAUAUCUCUUUGUUGUGAAUUCGAGAAUCACACAGGCACUAACUAAAACAACAGGUGGCUGCUAUGAUUGGACAGAGCUGUCAUACCAGGAAGGAAAAUAUAAAUACAUAUAUGUAUAUAUGUGUUGAAAGUUCAAGGCAAUCGUGAUCAAGAAUGAUCUGUUUGGUGUACCGCCCACUUUGUGGCAUGCAAAUCUCGAUAAGCUUUAAAAAAAAAAAAGCUUAUAAACUUGUCUGACCAGUAAAAAAUGAUGCUGUUCUUCCUCUUUUCAACCUCUUGCAGUCUAUAAAUAUUAAUUAAAUGCAGCUUAUUGAAAAAGAGCUCUUAAUGGUUUCUGCACACAAUGGAAUCACACGUGUCUAUUGAAAAAGGUGGUAGCAGCCAAUAACCUAAAUGGUCUACAUGGAUUAGAUUUAAUGUUUUAUAAAGCAAUAAAUAGCUAGCCAUUCUAGUCUCCAUCUCUUUAUCAUCAAGUUAUUUCUUACUCUCAGUAUGGGGACUUAUUGAUACACUACAGUGAUGCAACAAAUGCCUUCAUGGCAGCGAUCAUUACUGCAGUUUUAGCAUGUUAUGGGCUGGAUUAAACGCUCCUAGCUGUCUUAGUCCAGAGGAAGGUUUAAGUAGUGGUGAGAGUCUAAAAACAAAUGUAUUAAACUGCUUUCCCUCCUAGAAAUGAUGCCAAAUGAAAGUGAAAUCAUUUUCCCUGCAUUUUCAUUACACUCUGGUGCUUUCCACGAGCAGCCUUUGCAAACCAUUAACUUUAUUUCAUUUUCACUUUUUGUACACGUGUUUUUGUGACCACCUUAUUCUGUUUAAAUGUUACUUUGACAUGUAGUAGUUUUACUGUACAGUGUAAGGCACAGACAGUCAAAGCAAAACAAGGUUACUGUGCAGACUUAUUUAAAUGCAGAUUUAAAUGCAUCCAUGCAAUUAACUUUCUUCCAACCAAAGCAGGGUUUUCUCAUUCACAUGCGUGAGAGCGAGUAGAUAAGAACUUCUCAUAUACGGGCGGAUAUUUUGACGCUGCAUGAUGAAGGUCAAACGAACUUGCAGGCUGACUCUGCUGAGAGUCAGACCAGAGAAUACAAAGUAAACUUUAGAGUAACACACGCUGUAAUUAUGGCGUUUUCACCACAAAGCAUUGUUCAAAAGCCUUAAAGGAUCAGUCUGAUCCAAGCAUGAACUAAAAAGUGGCCAACCAAUACCACUGUCAUGUAGGGUUUUUUUUCCAUUUGGUGUCAGGCAGUUCGUGUCUUUAUAUAAAUAAACUUUACUUUCUUUGCUUUACAAAGCUUAAAAGAAAACAUCAGAUUCCGCUGUCACUCUCAAACUGACUGCUUUUCUCAUUUUUUGCUCUGAAUCAAACAACUAAUCCAAGUUUCAAUCUUUGCUGCUACAGUAAAAAUAUGUUUGAUCUGUCUUUUUUUGUUCCUUCGCACUGUAAGUUCACACAAGCAGAUAUGUAGAUGAUGAUAUUUGAAAAGAAAACUGAACAGCGAUGAGCAGAAGGCUGCGUGCCACGCCACCCAGAAAUGGUGGCUAUUGUGUGCAUUCAUCAAACCAAAUUAAUGUCAUACAGCAAACACAAAAAAGGGGGCAGCAGUCACAGCAGUUAAGAUUUUAAAGUUAGGUCUUUUAAGUGUGGAAAGCACAAACACUUAAUGAAGAAAACAUUCCCUGCUUCAGGGCGAUGAGUAAGUGCAUGCAUGGUGAUACAGCACCUGCCUCAUUUCUGUCUUUUGAACUAAAUAGUGCCAUAAAAAUGAAAGCUUUGAUGCUUGCUGUUUGUUAAAGUGGAUCUCAGUCAGGAUGAGGAGGGCACAGUCAUAUGACUCCACUCUCAGCCGCGUAAAUAAAACAGUGCUUCCGUCCUUAGAGGCUAGUGAGAAGCUCACAGAGCCAUGUCGUGUUUAGCUUCCUCCCCUCCCCCUCCUCGUCUGCAUUGCUGACGCAUCUGCUGCCGGUGCAUCAAUCAGCAGCUUCUAUGUAGGUAUAAGCAGAGUCUCCGCUGAAAGCGGGACUCUCUUAGCUUUGCAUCCGGUUUGCAUGCUCGAUGCAACUGUGAGAAAAUGCAUUGAUGAACAUCUGUCCGCUGACUAACAAAGCUACACAAAUAGGACAGUGCCAUCUUCUCUUAGCUUGUGCAUUACCUAACCACAGUGACUGCGUAAGCACAGACGAAAGCCUUUGGUGUAAUGUAUUGCUGCACUGGCAAAGACAGGCAGAUAGUGUAGCGUCAUGCAUUUAAGGUGCAUGCUCUUUCUACGUGGCUAGAGAUGAUUUUGUGUCAUGCAUUUUUGGUCAACAUCGAGCUGCAUCGAGAUCCCGCUGGUGCGGUGCUGGGGAGAUUUAAUAGAUUGUCUGCUGUACAGCAGAGGAACCCUUCACUCUAUGCUGCUAAUAGCAAUGCAGCUGAGCGUUUUCUCUGGCUGUGCAUUCGAGUACAGAGCUGGUGUGUGAUGUAGCACCCUGCAUCUCUCCGCUCUCCCUACAACCCUCUGCCAUGCUUAAUAAAAGUUGCCGCUUCCUGCUCAGUGGCUCCAGAACGAAAGCUUCAGUUGCCCAGCCAGCACAAAAGCAGACCCAUACUCCGAUUUAGCUACACGCUGCUUAAACCGUGAGUUAUUCCUAUAGCUUGUAGCAGGACAGAAGAGGGACAGCCAGAGGAGGGCAGGGCAGAUCUAGCCCAGGACUUGGGCUGCAUGGAUAGAGGCGAAGGACGUUGGAGCCGGAGUCAUCUUCAUACAGAGAGGGAGGGAGAGGAAGAAAGACGUCAGAAAAAGCUCUGCUUCUGACAACACCACUGUUCAGCGACCAUCAUAGAAAAAAAACUACUUUCGCCUUGGUCUCACGAAACUGUUUUUCAUGUAUAGUUUGGUAUACACGGGGCUGUAGAAAAGGGAUACUGCAUGACACUGCUUCCUGUUCGCCCUGCAUCACUUUCUCUGAUUUACUAAGAUGACUGUGGUGUCUCCAUGCCCUCACAACCUGAUGGAUAACGCUCACCCUCAAACUGUGCUUAGCAAGCUUAAUGAACAGCGUUUACAGGGCCUCUUCUGUGAUGUUACCAUUGUGGUGGAGGAUGUAAAGUUUCGGGCCCACAAGAACAUACUGGCAGCCUGCAGUGGGUACUUCAGGAACGCUCUGACGACUUCUGAGCCAUGGAACUCCAGCCAAGUGCUGGAGCUGAUGGACCUUAAGUCUGAAGUGUUUGCCUGUAUCCUCAACUUCAUGUACUGCUCAAAGGUGACAUCAUCUGAUGCAGAGGACACGAGGGGUGUAGUAGCAGCUGGAAAAAGACUCGGAAUUCCUUUUUUGGAGAAGCUCGCAGAACAAGAGAGACAGGAUGAAUGUGUUAAACCGGCAGAUUCUUGCACAGCCCCGGUGUCUGAAAAAAUAAAGAAGGCACCUCUUGGGCUCGAGGAGGUAGACAGCACCAGAGGACCACGCAUCACCAAUGCCUUCUCAAUCACUGAAGUGUGUCCUGGAAACAAUCCUUUCACCCCUCUGGAUCAAGCAAACGGAGAGAGGCAGUCACCCGACUUGGGUCAGCUCCCAUCAAGUUGUUCUACAACAUCCUGCUUCAGCGGGAACAAUGAGACUACCCACGCCCUCUCUGAGCACUCAUAUGCAGUAUGCAAAUCCACUGAAGGCAAAGAUAGCAGUCAGUGUGAUAGCAAGAAGGUCUGUAAGCCAGCUGUACCGCAGCCAAAGCAACUCAUUUACAGGAAUAUAGGACCGCUUAAAAAGCGGCACAAGCUGAGAAGCAUUUUGGGUAAAAGCAUGCUUCCGACACCAGCCGAACCAGAAACCGACAAACCAAAUACAGUGACCCCCACAUUUACUGACGGUGCUACUGCAACACCUGCCACAGUUAUGACCCCGCCUCCGCUUUUUUCUGAGGCAGAAAAAAGCAUAGACACAGGGCCACCUAUGGCCACAGACAAUGCUCCAAUGGAGCUGGGUCCGCCAACCCUUUCCCCUCAAACAGAGGACAGUAUAUCAAUCUAUGGCUGUGAGCACUGUCCGGAGAUAUUCACAAAUAAAGCUCUUCUCACCAUUCACUCAGAGGUACAUAAAAAGCGUUUUGUUAGUCAUUUGUUUUGCACGUUUUGCCACAGGAAGUUUAUACACCUCAAACGUCUGCGCAACCAUGAGCAGGUCUGUCCUAAGGCUUUGAGAGGCCCACCUAAACUAGAUUCCAGGGAUAGCUCAACCAAAGAGGUGGAUCACCAUUCCGAUGACGGAUCAGAAAUGGAAACCAACACAUCCCAGCCUCCUCCCACCGACCUGCCAAGCCCUUACACCCCAGAGCCCCUUCAAGUGGACCAAUCAGAGCCUCCACACGAUGAGAAGCCAAUGAAGAUAUAUGGUGGUCAGAGGAGAUAUAACUGUAGUGUGUGUAAACGAGUCUACGUCACCCUAUCCAGUCUAAAGCGGCAUGAGAAUGUACAUUCCUGGCAGAGGGCCUACCCCUGUCACUACUGUAACAAAGUAUUUGCCCUGGCAGAGUAUCGCACUAAGCACGAAAUCUGGCACACAGGUGAACGCCGCUACCAGUGCAUUUUCUGCCUGGAGACAUUCAUGACAUACUAUAUCUUGAAGAACCAUCAGAAGUCCUUUCAUGGCAUUGAUCCCACUCUGUCUGUUAAGAAAAAGUCUGCAAACGGCGGGCUAAAAUCCAACAUUUAUCCUCUCAAACUCUACAGGCUUCUACCCAUGAAGUUUAGAAAAAGACAAUACAAGACGUACAGUCACACAUAUUCAGAGAGAGCUGAAGGAGGUGAUCAGCCUGCAACAGACAGUAACUCUGUUAUCCCUCAAAUUGAAGAAAAUGGUCUCAACAGCCACCCUGACACUGCUUCAUUCCCUCUGACGUUCAUGGCAACGACAAAGAUGAUUUCACCUGUCAUGCCUCGCAUCAGCUUUGACAAGCCAUGUGACCAAGAUGGCGACCAAAAUCUAAACAGUGAGCUGGAAAUUCAAGGGGCCACAAGAAAAGAGGCAGAAAACAGAGGUCCACCCUUCUUUAGCUAUGAUGGUUCCUUUUCUGUGCAACCCCAUGCAGAAUCUCCUGCAGGUUACAAAGAUAAUCCAUCUCCGUUAAUUAACUCAGAGCACAUGAGUCAUAAUAUGCCCUUCUUAAAGUCCUUGAGCACUGUUAAAAAGCUAGGUGAGCUGUCAGCUUCUGCCAAAAGAGUUGAAGACAUGACCAAGGAGAUCCUUCAAUCGCACACAGAGAAUUUGUUGUGUGAUAAAACAUUGGGGGCAAAAACAGAAACAUACAUCGCCAAACCCGCAUGCCCAGGUCCAUCUUUUGACAGCGAUGCCAUGCCGCUGUGUCAGAUAACAGUCAAAAUUGGCAACGAAGCCAUUAUCCGACGCCAAAUCAAAGGAUCGAAACUAUUCCCCAGAAAAAAAAGGAGAAUUCGAGAACUGAGUGUGGAGCAGAACCCAAGCCAGUGCCCUCUAACAAGGGAAGACUCAGAGAGUCCCAGGCUUCGCUUCAGACAAGAAGUCGCUGCCACCAGAGAGCCAGAGACAUGCGAUGACCCGUCUGAUUGCGAGGCAGCAGAUAAGCUUUGGCGCCCCUACUAUUCCUAUAAAGCUAAAAAGAAAAGGAAGAAGCUCAGAUAUAAGCACAGAAAAGCCAUGUUUCACCAUUUUUCUGAAACAUCCGUAGACAGAACUGCUGCUAGCGAGGCCCACCUGGAAAGAAGCAGUUGGCUGAGAGAAGAGAGCGUGUCAGUGAGCAGCACGAGGGUGAAGCACAGCGUUGGCAAGAACUGCAGCCCGAGGGCCACGUACAACUGUGAGAUCUGUGACAGCUCUUUUAUCACGGAGACCGGUCUGAGGGCUCAUGUCAUUGGCUCUCACCCCUGUUUCUGUCGGACCUGUGGUAAACAAGGCCCCCCCGGUGAGGCGCCCGCCGGCCGUGAUUACAUCUGCAGCAGCUGUAUGGAAAAUGGCUCCUGCUUCGAUAACACACCCCAGAGCCCCAACCGAGAGAAAAGGUACCGCUGCUCCUUCUGUCCCCAGCGCUUUCUCUACCUCGCCACGAAGAGAAGCCACGAGAAAAAACACAAGGAAGCGAACGAGGAGGGCUACACUUUUGACGACUUCGCACCGUGUUCGAAAUACUCUGCUCACCAGAGCGAAGCCAACAGACAGGCAACCAUCAAAACAGAGGACAGUGACAAUCACGGGGGGACGAACAUAAAACAUGAAAGAGUGGAAGGGGAACAUUUUUCCGUUGAUGAGAAUCAGCCUAAAACCGAGGAGAAAACUGACUUUACGACUCUCUACCAAGAUGUGUCAUAUUCCAGCAUUAAAAGUCCGUUAUCACCUUGCACUGAUCCACUGUUUUCCCUUGCAGCCUCAAAGGUGAAACACAAAAUACCAAAAAAGAGGUUAAACACACAGCAUUCAAGUCACCUGGUUUCAAAAAGGCAAGCGUGCGACAGAGACAGUGACAGCAACACGGACGCUGUGAUGGGACCAAGAACGAACAGUCACAGUGAACUCUUUAGAAGAAAUGACUCUGAUUCUAGAGGUGCCCACAUUUCCAUGCACAAGCCAGAGAAAUGGGCGUGCAAAGAGGAGCCGUUUUUUUAAAGGUCCAUGAGGACUGCAACCAGCUACAGGGAAGAUUAAGGAGAAAAGAAAAAAAAAAGCAAUUUGGUUAGGGAACAUAGGAUUUGCAAUGUUGUAUUUGCAGCUUAGAGUGUUUGAAGGGACAGCAAACAGUAAACAUGAUGAUCUAAUUAUCCAUGUAAUCUCUUCCCUCCUAAACCAGACUCAGUAAGCUUUUGUUCAAGUUUUUUUGUUUUUUGCAUAAUAUAGGACCUCUUGACACAGACUGUAUUUUGUCCAUUGUCUAUGCAUGUAAGGUAGACUCAGUGACAUGACAGAAAGCUCAUGGAAAAAAAAUAAAUAAAUACAACUACUGGUGAUAGUUCUUCAAAA